GCCGCGGGAGGGCGGAGAGGCAUGCGGCCGGCGGCCGGACCACCAGCCGGAGCCCCGGCCCCAGCCCGAUCCCGAGCGCCGCGCCGCGCCCCGCGCGCCUAGAAGCGGGCAUCUUCCCGGGGCCGGUCUGGAGACCCCGAGUCCCCGCAACCCCCGGAGUCGGGACAACUGUUGCGGCGACGGCCCAGCCCCGCGGGCGCGGCUCCCAGUGGCGGUGCGAGGAGCGAGCGGGCGGCGGGCACAAGGCAGCUCUCGACGGAUCGAUGCAAGCCGAAUGAUGACCAUUUGUGGCCAGCAGUCCUUGAACGUGCUCACCGUCCUCUCGCUGCUGAUUUCCGCAGUCUUGUCCGCACAUUUCCGGGUCUGUGAGCCAUACACGGACCACAAAGGCCGCUACCACUUUGGCUUCCACUGUCCCCGGCUCUCAGACAACAAAACCUUCAUCCUCUGCUGUCACCAUAACAACACGGUUUUCAAAUACUGCUGCAACGAGACAGAGUUCCAGGCGGUGAUGCAGACGAACCUCACAACCAGCUCCGAAGGCUACAUGCACAACAAUUACACCGCCUUGUUGGGAGUGUGGAUCUACGGCUUUUUUGUGCUGAUUCUGCUGGUCCUGGAUCUUUUGUAUUACUCGGCGAUGAACUACGACAUUUGCAAGGUUUACCUGGCGCGGUGGGGCAUCCAUGGACGGUGGAUGAAACAGGACCCCCGGCGGUGGGGGAACCCUGCCCGGGCCUCUCUGCCGGGGCAGCCAGCCCCGCAGCCCCAGCCUCCCCCGGGUUCCCUGCCACAAGCCCCCCAGGCCGUGCACACGCUGCAGGGAGACACCCACAGCCCACCGUUGGUGACCUUCCAGAGUUCGUCUGCCUGAAAACCCUUUUGCCGUGCCUCAGGAUGGGGGAGGUAAGACCCGAAGCACCCGGUGCAGCCUCCAAGAAGAACAACUUCCACAGAGACGCCAGGGAGAGCCGAGGCGGCUGCGGUGGUGGCAGAGGAGGAAAUGCCACCUAUGCCCAAAACCCCCUUCUGAGACUUCUAAGAGUAGGAGCACACUCAGGGGCAGGGGCCCAGGGGUGCAGGGGAGGGGAUUCUGAGCCACUCGUCCGCAAGCAAUAGUCCCAUUUGGGCUGGUGGCUUCUGAGAGGUGACACCAUUGUGGACUCGAGAUGACCAACACAAAGCUGCUCUGGCCGAUUCAAGCUGGAAGGAGUUAGGCCUCUGCGUCGUGUCCGUCCCCUUGCCUCUGUUUCCUCCAGUAGUGGCCUGUGGGCCUCUCCAUGUCAGAAUAUUGAAUGUGAGUGUGUGUGUGUAUGUGUGUGUGUGUGUGUGUGAGUGUGAUUUGGGUGUUCUUUUGUUUGUUUGGUUGGUUUUCAUUGAGUUCCCCCAAGUUCCCUGAUGGGCACAUGUCAUGUUGUGGUGGCGGUUCCUCGUCAGCGUCCUGGGUUCGCUUUUUGCUACAGCUGGCAGCUGUGAACCAGACGGAGUUGGUGAGCCUGGGGCCCAGCCCUGCUGUGUUUCUGGGGGCGCUGGGGAUUUGAAAAUGCCAGGAAGGAUUUGUUCUUAGGGAUGUCAUUCCCAUAGCAACAGUAACAAUAAGGGCGGUGUCUUGGGUCAUCCACAGGGCGGGGCACUCGUUGGGUGUCUUCAUGCGCUUCCUGUCUUGCCACCUGGGUGGGGAUGUGAUGAACCCCCUGCAGAAACAGCUCAGAGUGGGGAUAGUGCCAGGUCACACGGUGAGGAGGAGACUAGCCCCUCGGUUGACCUCAGGGGGUAGGAGCCCAAAGUUUAAGCUCCCAGCAGAGUCCCGAAGCAUCUCCCAGUCACUUUCUGGUGGACGGGCCAUUCCCUCCUGGUUCUCUACCGUCACUUGCCUGGACCCUGAUUCACGCAGCACAUUCUGCUUCGGCACCUGCUGUGUGCCUGGCCCUGUGCCAGGCCGUGUAAGGAUGGGCGAUGAGUCAGGUAGUCCUUGGCCCUGGCCCCGGGGAGCCACCAUCUGGUGGGAGAGACAGACACACAGAUCUCUGCCAGGCAGGGUGAUAAGCAGUAGGGAAACCUAGAGGGGAAGGUUCCAGAAGCCCUUCCACUUUAAGGGGGGACUUCCACACAAAGUUGGAUGCUUGAAACAUUCAUCCACAAAACUCACUGUGGACACUGCCCACCCCACUGCCCUGGGACACACAAGGAACGGCGUCGCCUGGGGAUGUGAUCACAUCAGUCUCGAGGGCCACACUGCCAGUGUAGACACACUCACUCCACCCGUGUCAGUCAUACCAACUCCUACCCCCAACUCUUAGCUCUGUGGGCCCUGCUCAGUAAGGCCCUGAUCACGUAUCCGCACUUCGCCAGAACAAUGUUCUCACACCCAGACUCCGUGAGACACAGCGGUGAGCUGGCAGGCCCCUGCUCACCGCUCAUGGUACCGGUUUUCUAGCUGGGGAGAGAACAGGGAGGGAGCACAUAAGUAGUGAAUAAGGAAGAUACAAAUAGUGGUGAGUGCUCUGCCGAGCAUUCAGUCACAACCACGAGUGCAGGUCGUGUUGAGCUUGGGCCAUCUGGUUAAGCUCAGAUCUGAAUGAGAAGAGCCAGCCAGGGGAAGAGGGAAAGAGCAUUCCAGGCAGAGGGAAGAGCUAGUGCAAAGGCCCUGAGGCAGCAACAGGUUCAGUGGUGGCAGGGACUCGGAAGAAAUCCAGGGUGGCUGGGACCCAGAGGGAGGUGGAAGGGGAUGAGGGUGAGGGAGCCCAGACUCUGUGGUUCAUUGUGAGUCAGCAUAAGGCUGCACAGUACAGCCCUCUGACCUUUGAUAAAGCAGAAAGAGCUUUCCAGGGUAUAAAGUGUUUUCCACACAGCUGGUUCUUCAUCCUCUCAACAGCCCCACAAAGAAGGGACUCUCCCCAUCUCAUGGACUAGGAAACUGAGGCUCAGAUGGGUCCAGUGGCUUGCCCAAGGUCACACAGCAGGCUGUGGAAGACCCAGGCCCAUAGCUUCAGUCCCAUGUUCUCCAGACAGUGGUGCCAAGGCCCAGGCAGACAGCUUGGUAGAGGCAAAGCAGGAGAACUUUUGCUUGGGGUCUUAAUUAGGGAUGAGCCUGGCUUCCUUGCCCUCAGAUGUGAGUCAUGCCCGGACAUGUGCCAGGCCUUGUCCAUGUAGAGAAUUGACGGCCAUGGAGGGUGCCCAGCAGCCGUUUAGCCCAGCUAGAUCAGCCCACACCUGCAUCCCAUGUGAGGAGUCUCAGGAUCAGGGGAACCUAACUGCAGGUGGUUGGGGAGAGGUGGGCACAAGACCCAGAUCCUGACAUCCACUCUGCAUUAAGAGCAGUGUGACCUCAGGUGAGUCCCAUGCCCUCUCUGCCCUCAGUUUCCCCAUCAGUAAGAGGGAGGAGUCAGACCAGGCAUUUAGGGGAUUGCAUGUCUGCCUUCCUGUGGUUAUGGGUGACGUUCAUGCAGCUGCUCACACAGAGAUGCUUCCUUUGCCAUAAAGGAGCUGGUGGCCUUGUCUCCCUGCCCCAGAGGCCCGGAGCCAAUGGUCACUGUCACAUAGACCAGCUAGCACUAGGAUUCACCUGAUCCGUAGCCCUGAGAUUUACAGGUUGCUGCUCCUGGCCCCAGCAGAGGUCUUUUUAGGAAUGACCAAUAGAUAAUUCUCUUGGGGGUUUACUGUCUCAGCUGGGCUUGGGAUGGAACUAUAGCUCAACAGACAUCACAGAUGCAAACAGUACCAGGGCAGCCAGUGGUGCAGAGAACGCAGCACUGCUCCUUUCCAGCUGGGUGGCCUUAGGUAAAUCGCUUUCCCUCUCUGAGCUUCAGUUUUUCACCUGUCAAGUAUGUAGGGUGGGGACUCGGGGGAGGUAACGACAUUCACAGCCUCAUGGAGUGGUAGAAGGGAUGAGGACACUGAACGUGGUGGUGAGUGGCCCUUAGAAGGCAGGUGUGUAUAAUUCAGUCGCUGCCCACGUCAAAGGCUCCCCCAAACCCCACGGAACCCCGGACCAUCCCAUCCCCAUCCUACUGUGGCGGGUGGACCUGCCAACAGGAGUGUCCCUGAGAAGAAGAUGCAGGGUAGUAACAAGUUCAAGUAGAGAUAUAUAGUGUUAGUGUUUUUUAGUGACUCCCAAACGUGAGUUUUUAAGCUGCCUCCGUUUACUUUUUACUGUGUGCUUCUGGCUAUCACCACGUAAUUUGUAAAAAUAACCAUAAAAAUAUACAAAAAAGAAAAGCAAGAAGAAGAGGAAGAAGAUGACAACAAGGCCUCGGUAUUCGCCGCUGGCCUGUGUAACUCACUCCGUUUUUGUAGGACUUUUUUCCCCACUGGGAACUGUGUGUUAUUAACGAGCAGUUUUAUGCUUUCCAUCUCGUCCGAGUAUGGUAGAAUCGUGGUGUGUUUUGGAAUCUCUACUCAGAACCCGUAGCUGGGAGCACCCCAGGCCUCUCGCCUUCACCUUAACCUCUGAAAUCGCCCUGGAACUUGAGGAGUAAGCAGCCUGCUCCUGCAGACGUGCCUGGAGCCGCCGGCUGCCAGGCGCACACUUGACGCUGACCAAUAUGAAACAGGCCUUAAUUGAAGACACGCACACAUGCACACACAUGCGCACACGCGAUUCUGCAGGUAGAUCCAGUCUCUGUUGUUUUAGAAAAAGAGCAGGUAGGCAGCUAGCGAGGGUGGGUGGCAUUUCCCGUCAUUAUUGGAAAACCUCUUCAGGCAAAUUUGGGCCCCAAGACUGGAAAGAAGGACUGAGGGGUGUCAGGGAAAACACGGCCGGGAGUGGGGAUAACAGCCUUCUGCCGAGAGACGCUUCCCAGCUCACGGUCAAAUCCAAAGCUCCCCUUAGGUUAUUUCAGUUACAACGAGACUGUGACGGCGGCCAUGCCAGUGCUGUUCCCCACACUACCAGCGGACCCUGGAGACCCCUGCCCAUGCCAGGAAGGGAUCGGCCUCCUCCAGCCCACUGGCCCUGCCCAAGCCCCGUUCCCUGGCCCAGCUGACACCCCAUUCAUCAUGUGUACAAGAGGUUGUGCCGGAAAAAA
Rhinolophus ferrumequinum (greater horseshoe bat) is the source of this 5027-nucleotide messenger RNA. RefSeq names its product shisa like 1 (gene SHISAL1). Bases 275 to 874 code for a protein of 199 amino acids. NCBI's taxonomy places the organism in Eukaryota, Metazoa, Chordata, Mammalia, Chiroptera, Rhinolophidae. The transcript has 5 exons. The record is from RefSeq and is a predicted model, not a curated record.